CGGGCGGCUAAACACCACACGUGAAGCAUGCCGGGACUGGUUUUCGAGUCUCCCAGCAGCCUCCGCGACGGGCGCGGUGCGUAAGUAGCUAGCCGGCGGUGGCCGUUCUAUGUAAGAUGGCGGACCGGCGGCGGCAGCGCGCUUCGCAGGACACAGAGGACGAAGAAUCUGGUGCUUCCGGCUCAGACAGCGGCGGCUAUUCUGUUUCUCUUCAGGAGAGUGAAGAUGGCAUCGAGGGUGAUGCUGUUCUCUCGGAUUAUGAAAGCGCAGAAGACUCAGAAGGUGAAGAGGGAGAAUACAGUGAAGAGGAAAACUCUAAAGUGGAGCUGAAAUCAGAAGCUAAUGAUGCUGUUAAUUCUUCAGCAAAAGAAGAGAAGGGAGAAGAAAAGCCUGAAACUAAAGGCACUGUGACUGGAGAGAGGCAAAGUGGGGAUGGACAGGAGAGCACAGAGCCUGUAGAGAACAAAGUGGGUAAAAAGGGCCCUAAGCAUUUGGAUGAUGAUGAGGAUCGCAAGAAUCCAGCAUAUAUACCCCGGAAAGGGCUCUUCUUUGAGCAUGACCUUCGAGGACAAACUCAGGAGGAGGAAGUCAGACCCAAGGGGCGUCAGCGAAAGCUAUGGAAGGAUGAGGGUCGCUGGGAGCAUGACAAGUUCCGGGAAGAUGAGCAGGCCCCAAAGUCCCGACAGGAGCUCAUUGCUCUUUAUGGUUAUGACAUCCGCUCAGCUCACAAUCCUGAUGACAUCAAACCCCGACGAAUCCGAAAACCUCGAUUUGGGAGUUCCCCACAAAGAGAUCCAAACUGGAAUGGUGAGCGGCCAAGCAAGUCCCAUCGUCACCAGGGUCCUGGGGGUACCCUACCACCAAGGACAUUUAUUAACAGGAAUGCUGCAGGUACUGGCCGCAUGUCUGCACCUAGGAAUUAUUCCCGAUCUGGGGGCUUCAAGGAAGGUCGUGCUGGUUUUAGGCCUGUGGAGGCUGGUGGGCAGCAUGGUGGCCGGUCUGGUGAGACUGUUAAACAUGAGACUGGUUACCGGUCACGACGCCUGGAGCAAACUCCUGUGCGGGAUCCAUCUCCAGAAGCAGAUGCUCCAGUGCUUGGCAGUCCUGAGAAGGAAGAGGCAGCCUCAGAGACACCAGCUGCUGCUCCUGACACCGCACCGCCAGCCCCUGACAGGCCCAUUGAGAAGAAAUCCUAUUCCCGGGCAAGAAGAACCCGAACUAAAGUUGGAGAUGCAGUCAAGGUUGCAGAAGAGGUGCCCCCUCUACCUGAAGGGUCAACCCCAGCACCUCCAGUCCCAGAAGCCACACCUCCUCCACCUACUAAGACUGGGAACUGGGAGACACCAGUGGAUUCUGCUACAGGUGGACUUGAGCAAGACAUGGCACAGCUAAAUAUAGCGGAACAGAAUUGGAGUCCAGGGCAACCUUCUUUCCUGCAGCCACGGGAGCUUCGAGGUAUGCCCAACCAUAUACACAUGGGAGCAGGACCUCCGCCUCAGUUUAACCGGAUGGAAGAAAUGGGUGUCCAGAGUGGUCGAGCCAAACGUUAUUCAUCCCAGCGACAAAGACCCGUGCCAGAGCCUCCCGCUCCUCCUGUGCAUAUCAGUAUCAUGGAGGGACAUUACUAUGAUCCAUUGCAGUUCCAGGGACCAAUCUAUACCCAUGGUGACAGCCCUGCCCCACUGCCUCCACAGGGCAUGAUUGUGCAGCCAGAAAUGCACCUUCCCCACCCAGGUUUACAUCCCCACCAGACCCCGGCACCUCUGCCCAACCCGGGCCUCUAUCCCCCACCAGUGUCCAUGUCUCCAGGACAGCCACCACCUCAGCAGUUGCUUGCUCCUACUUACUUUUCUGCUCCGGGCGUCAUGAACUUUGGUAAUCCCAGUUACCCUUAUGCUCCAGGGGCGCUGCCUCCCCCACCACCUCCUCAUCUGUAUCCUAAUACGCAGGCCCCGUCACAGGUAUAUGGAGGAGUGACCUACUAUAACCCCGCCCAGCAGCAGGUGCAGCCAAAGCCCUCCCCACCCCGUAGGACUCCGCAGCCAGUCACCAUCAAGCCCCCUCCACCUGAGGUUGUAAGCAGGGGUUCCAGUUAAUAUGAAUUUCUGAAUAUUUUAAAUCUCACAUCAUGUAAAAGUAAGUGCA
This is a messenger RNA of Carlito syrichta (Philippine tarsier), 2145 nucleotides long. It is a transcript of the gene CASC3, whose product is annotated as cancer susceptibility 3. Gene Ontology annotation, biological process: mRNA processing. Gene Ontology annotation, molecular function: mRNA binding. The transcript has 13 exons. Gene Ontology annotation, cellular component: exon-exon junction complex. The coding region runs from base 117 to 2096 and encodes 659 amino acids. NCBI's taxonomy places the organism in Eukaryota, Metazoa, Chordata, Mammalia, Primates, Tarsiidae. The record is from RefSeq and is a predicted model, not a curated record.